AUGCCGCAGACCAGACUCGACGAAAAGAAAAGCCAGGACGCGUCUCAGCAGAACGACGACGAACAAGCCACUGCCGGCUCGAAGAGGAAGGAGACCGAUCCCACCCAUGGUGAGAACAAGUCGCAGGAUGAUAAUGAUGAUCGUGCCAAGAGCCGUAAGACAGAGACGAAUGAUGAACAGCAAGAUCAGAAGCAAUACGACAGCUCCACGAAGCAACAAGGUGGAAACGGUGAGGCUGUUGCUGCAGAGCCAGUGAAGCUCUCCGAUGACCGGCAGAAGGUCGACAACAAGCUCAAGGGCGACGACAUUGAGAUUAACAAGGGAGAACCUGGCUCGGAUGACAAGAAGUCUGAGGUGCCUUGGCAUGUGUCGGAGAAGGGACUCGUCUAUUUCUUCUACCGGCCCAAGGUCCGAUCUGCCGACAAGGCCGAAUUGAACAGUACCAAGUCACUGGACGAUGUCCAGAACACGUUUAUGCUGCUCGUUCCAAGAGCUAGCGAGUCCAACACAGCACCAGCAAAAGGAUCCAAGAAGGAGGCGGACGAAGACGACAAGAGGAAGCCGCCCAAUCCAACCGCUUACCGCCUAGUCUCACUCGGCAAGAAGCGCAUGCCUAGCCCGGACGCUGCUUUGAAGGCUGGGCAAGAGCCGGGCGGUAUCGGCGGUCGUCACAGCGAAGCCAUCUGGGCUACCGUUGCGGACAUUGGUGCUGAUUUGAACAAUGUCGCUAAAGGGAUGGGUGAAGAACGAUAUUCCACAAAGACAAGAGGAGACCGCAUCAAGCCGCCAGCGAGACCUGCUGGUCGCGGUCACUAUGCGAUGAGCAUCAAGAAGACCGAUCCACCCUCUUCGCGCGAAGUUUGCCUCACAUAUCACCUAUCACAUCCGAGCAGCAAGGACUUUGGACAGGUACAAGAAGAGCUUGGGCUACAUCCGUCCUCUUCGGUGCUCAUGCAGAUGCGCAAUCCGACGCUUGCUCCUACUGGACCAGAAGCACCACCAGCAGGCUUGCCCGAGGACAAGCGUGCGAUCCUGACGAAAGACGAGCUGCAGGAGAACUUUGGCGGAAACGUCAGCAAGAAGGGCAAGCGAUACGCGCGACCGGAAGAGCCAUCUUUGCUCGAUCGUUCGGGUGUCGAAUUGCUGCUGAUCAAGCGGGAGCAGCAAGAGGACGACGGUUUGAAGGGGCUCGGCGAAGAACAAAGCGAAGCGCUCGCCAAGCUGGCUAAAGAGGAUAGCGAGAAGCUCUCCGACGACGCGAUUCUCAAGGAGUUGAAGCUUUCGAGUAAAGACGUUGAGGUCGACGCGUUAUCGGGCGACUGGAUCUGA
This is a messenger RNA of Ustilago hordei, 1329 nucleotides long. RefSeq lists its product as uncharacterized. The transcript has 4 exons. The coding region runs from base 1 to 1329 and encodes 442 amino acids. NCBI's taxonomy places the organism in Eukaryota, Fungi, Basidiomycota, Ustilaginomycetes, Ustilaginales, Ustilaginaceae. The record is from RefSeq and is a predicted model, not a curated record.